AUGCCCGCUCUCGCCAACACCGCCCGUGCCGUCGCACGCUCAUGGACCGCUCACCAAUUGCCCGUUGCUCGGGCGGCCGGUUGCACCGCCAUGCAGACCCGCAACGCCUCGGCUUCCUCGUUCGAUAGCCCCUUCAAGGGCACCCCGGAGACGACCAAGAUCCCCUCGUUUGCUGCGUACAGGAAUAAGGGUGGCGAGACCGGACCCAAGGUGUUCCAGUACUUCAUGGUUGGAACCAUGGGUGCGCUGAGUGCGCUUGGCGCGAAGGCGACCGUACAGGACUUCCUCGUCAACAUGUCUGCCUCCGCCGAUGUUUUGGCCCAAGCUAAGGUUGAAAUCGACCUCGCUGCCAUUCCUGAGGGCAAGAAUGUCAUUAUCAAGUGGCGAGGCAAGCCCGUUUUUAUCCGACACCGCACUGAGGACGAGAUUAAGGAGGCUGAAGAUACCAAGUGGGAGUCGCUCCGUGACCCCCAGCCCGACUCUGCCCGUGUCCAGAAGCCUGAAUGGUUGAUCAUGUUGGGUGUCUGCACCCAUCUUGGAUGUGUUCCCAUUGGUGAGGCUGGUGACUUCGGAGGCUGGUUCUGCCCUUGCCACGGAUCCCACUACGACAUCUCUGGCCGCAUAAGAAAGGGACCUGCCCCACUCAACCUCGAGGUCCCCUCGUACGACUUCCCCGAGGAGGGCAAGGUUGUCAUUGGUUAA
Bipolaris maydis ATCC 48331 is the source of this 702-nucleotide messenger RNA. RefSeq names its product Rieske [2Fe-2S] iron-sulfur domain-containing protein. Gene Ontology annotation, molecular function: 2 iron, 2 sulfur cluster binding; quinol-cytochrome-c reductase activity. Gene Ontology annotation, cellular component: membrane. The record is from RefSeq and is a predicted model, not a curated record. Lineage: Eukaryota; Fungi; Ascomycota; Dothideomycetes; Pleosporales; Pleosporaceae. Gene Ontology annotation, biological process: mitochondrial electron transport, ubiquinol to cytochrome c.